Messenger RNA from Gekko japonicus, 3437 nucleotides. RefSeq names its product protein tyrosine phosphatase, receptor type O (gene PTPRO). Gene Ontology annotation, biological process: regulation of glomerular filtration; podocyte differentiation; negative regulation of canonical Wnt signaling pathway. The transcript has 25 exons. NCBI's taxonomy places the organism in Eukaryota, Metazoa, Chordata, Lepidosauria, Squamata, Gekkonidae. The record is from RefSeq and is a predicted model, not a curated record. The annotation marks the transcript as partial. Gene Ontology annotation, cellular component: GABA-ergic synapse; glutamatergic synapse; plasma membrane. Gene Ontology annotation, molecular function: cadherin binding; Wnt-protein binding; protein tyrosine phosphatase activity.
AACCACUGCCUGUCACCAGCGUUUCCAUUUAUGACUAUAAGCCAUCACCAGAAACUGGAGUGUUAUUUGAAAUCCAGUAUCCAGAGAAGUACAAUGUUUUCACCCGGGUGAAUAUAAGCUACUGGGAAGGAAGAGAUUAUCGGACCCUUUUGGAAUCCCUGGCUGACUGAUCUUUUUACCAUCCCACAGAUUUCUUUAAAGGCAAAACCGUUUUCAAUCACUGGCUGCCAGGAAUAUGCUACAGCAACAUCACGUUUCAGCUGGUAUCGGAAGCGACGUUCAACAAAAGCACGCUGGUGGAGUACAGUGGGGUGACGCACAAACCAAAGCUGCAUCGAACAGCUCCCUACCCACCUCGAAAUAUUUCUGUGCGUAUCGUCCCGAUAAGCAGAAAUGAGAACUGGGAAGAACACAGCGGCAUCUUCCCAGAGGAAUCUUUUUUGGGGAUGCAGAACACAGCGGAGUUGGAGAAAACCACUCAUCUCUUGGACGAUCUGCUGGAACUGCCGACUGCAAACGCUACCUAUACGUGGCCCGAUUACCGCUACAAUAGCAGUGACUACGAAACCACGUCUCAGCCAGAUUGGUGGAUUAACGAAUCCGACUUUCCGGAGAGUGAAGAUGAGUUUGUGAACGCCGUGCCGAGGGACUAUGAGAACAGCAGCCCGACACUGGAGUUUGGGAAUCCGACUCCCGAGCCUCUCUUGUUCCUCCCCGUGCAAAUGGUGUUGAGCUGGUUGCCUCCAAAGCCACCCACAGCAUUUGAUGGCUUCCAUAUUAAUAUCGAGAGAGAAGAGAACUUCACAGAAUUUCUGACAGUUGGUGAGGAUAUUCAUGAAUUUGUUGCUGAGUUGAAAGAACCGGGAAAAUAUACAGUAUCCGUUACAACGUUUAGCUCCUCUGGCUUAUGUGAAAUUCGGGAAAGCCGAUCUGCCAAAACACUCAGUUUUUACAUUAGUCCAACGGGAGAAUGGAUAGAAGAGCUGACCGAGAAGCCUCGAAAUGUCAUGGUGACUGUGCUGAGUCCCACCACGGCUUCAUUAUCCUGGACAUCUUCACCAGAGACCAGCGGCAGCAACCACACAAUUGUCUCCAUCGUGUCCUUGACGUGCCAGAAACAGAAGGAGAGCCAGAGACUCGAAAAGCAUUAUUGCACCGAGGUGAAUACAAGCAGCAACAUUAUUGAAAACCUGGUUCCUGGCGCCCAGUACCAAGUUGUGAUUUAUUUGCGGAAAGGACCGCUGGUUGGGCCCCCUUCCGACCCUGUUACAUUUGCCAUCGUGCCCACUGGGAUCAAGGACCUAACUCUUUAUCCUUUGGGGCCCUCCGCUGUGGUCCUCAGCUGGAACAGGCCAUAUCUCGGUGUCUUCCGGAAGUACAUCGUAGAAAUGUUUUAUUUCAACCCUUCAACGAUGACCUCAGAGUGGAUGACGUACUAUGAAAUAGCAGCCACCGUCUCUCUAACCUCGUCAGUGAGAAUAGGCAACCUGCUACCUGCCUGGUAUUAUAACUUUCGGGUGACGAUGGUGACGUGGGGAGACCCUGAACUGAGUUGUUGCGACAGCUCCACCAUCAGCUUCAUAACAGCUCCGGUGGCCCCUGAAAUCACCUCUGUCGAGUAUUUCAAUAACCUUCUCUACGUCAGCUGGACAUACGGAGAUGACAACACGGACCUUUCUCAUUCUAGGAUGCUCCACUGGAUGGUUAUAGCCGAAGGGAAGAAAAAGAUCAAAAAGAGCGUGACACGGAAUGUUAUGACUGCAGUCCUGAACGUGCCUCCCGGAGACGUCUACAACCUCUCCGUGACUGCUUGUACAGAAACAGGAAGCAACACCUCAGCACUACAACUUGUGAAAAUUGAUCCAGCUCCUCCGAGAUCCCUCUUUGCCGUGAAUAAGACCCAGACGUCAGUGACUCUCCUGUGGGUGGAGGAGGGAGUCGCUGAUUUCUUCGAAGUCUUCUGCCAGCAGGCGGGCUUGAGUCAGGAUCCCAAAAUCCAGGAACCUGUGACUGUUUCUUCACAUGUAGUGACAAUCUCCAGCCUUUCACCAGCAACAUCCUACAACUGCAGCGUUACCAGCUUCAGCCACAACAGCCCCAGCGUCCCCACCUUCAUUGCGGUCUCCACAAUGGUGACGGAGAUGAAUCCCAACGUGGUGGUGAUCUCAGUACUAGCCAUCCUGAGCAUUCUUCUGAUCGGGCUGCUGCUUGUAACUCUUGUAGUCCUUCGGAGAAAACAUCUACAAAUGGCCAGGGAGUGUGGAGCUGGAACUUUUGUCAAUUUUGCUUCACUGGAGAGAGAUGGGAAGCUCCCCUACAACUGGCGUAGGAGUGUAUUUGCUUUCCUAACUCUGUUACCUUCAUGCCUCUGGACUGAUUAUCUCUUGGCAUUUUAUAUUAACCCUUGGAGUAAAAAUGGUCUGAAGAAGAGAAAGCUGACCAACCCCGUCCAGCUGGAUGACUUUGACAGCUACAUCAAGGACAUGGCAAAAGAUUCCGAUUACAAAUUCUCCCUGCAGUUUGAGGAAUUGAAGCUGAUUGGCCUGGAUAUCCCCCACUUUGCGGCUGACCUUCCUAUGAAUCGCAGUAAAAAUCGCUACACGAAUAUCCUGCCUUAUGACUUCAGCCGUGUCCGAUUGGCUUCCAUGAACGAAGAAGAAGGCUCCGAUUACAUCAAUGCCAACUAUAUCCCUGGCUACAACUCUCCGCAAGAGUACAUCGCCACUCAAGGCCCGCUGCCAGAGACACGGAAUGACUUUUGGAAGAUGGUGCUUCAGCAGAAGUCGCAAAUCAUCGUGAUGCUUACACAGUGCAACGAGAAGCGGAGGGUAAAAUGCGACCAUUAUUGGCCUUUCACGGAGGAGCCGGUUUCUUACGGGGACAUCACAGUGGAGAUGCUGUCCGAAGAAGAGCAACCAGAUUGGGCUUAUAGGAAUUUCAGAAUCAGCUACGCAGACGAAGUGCAGGACGUGAUGCACUUUAACUACACGGCUUGGCCGGACCACGGCGUCCCCCCCACAAACGCCGCGGAGAGCAUCUUGCAGUUUGUACAGAUGGUCAGGCAGCAGGCGACGAAAAGCAGAGGCCCCAUGAUCAUACACUGCAGUGCCGGCGUGGGACGGACGGGGACUUUUAUAGCACUGGAUCGGCUCCUACAGCACAUUCGGGAUCACGAGUUUGUAGAUAUACUGGGGCUGGUGGCUGAUAUGCGGUCUUAUAGGAUGUCCAUGGUACAAACAGAGGAACAAUACAUUUUUAUUCACCAGUGUGUGCAAUUAAUGUGGCUGAAGAAGAAGCAGCAGUUCUGCAUCAGCGACGUUAUAUACGAGAAUGUCAGCAAGUCGUAACUCCAAGUCACGGGCGGCUAGAAAAUGAUGAGAGACAUCCAUCUUCCCUUGCUUCAGAUUUUUAUUCACUCUUGAGGUGUUUUCCCCCCC